Erigeron canadensis is the source of this 915-nucleotide messenger RNA. RefSeq lists its product as uncharacterized. The transcript has 2 exons. The record is from RefSeq and is a predicted model, not a curated record. Gene Ontology annotation, molecular function: protein binding. Bases 1 to 915 code for a protein of 304 amino acids. Lineage: Eukaryota; Viridiplantae; Streptophyta; Magnoliopsida; Asterales; Asteraceae.
AUGAAAUUUGGUUAUAUUUUAUCGGUAGAUAUGAGGAUGUCCUCCUCCUAUAUAUGUGAAGACUUGAUUGUUGAUAUCUUCAAAAGACUGCCACCCAAAUCCCUCCUCCGAUUUAGGUCCGUCUCGAAAUCAUUGUGCUCUUGUAUCGAUAGUCGUGAAUUCAUCCGUCUGCACAUGUUACAAUCCCACCCACAAAAAGUAGUGAUUAUACAUACUAUUGUUGUUCACAUCGCUUUUAAAACUGUACAAAACUUAGGUGAUGACUUCUACACGCUACAUUCACCAGAGAAAUUGCAUUUACUAUCAUGUCCCAAAUGUGCAGCAGCAGAUGGAAAAUGGCGUGCUUGUAUUAUGACUUUUGAUUUCAGUACUCAUGGUUUUGGAACAAUUGAUCUCCCGAAUCGUGAGAAAACCAGAUGUAGACUAAUGAUCAUCGACGGUUGUUUAGCUGUGAUGUCUUCCGACCAUAACAAUACUUGGAUUUGGGUUAGAAGAAGAGAGCACAAUAAUGAUAUUCCUUGUUGGUCUGUACAUUGUAAGCUGGAAGAGUAUGGAUCUGCUGAAGUAUAUGGAAAUGCCUCACACAUUACUACCACGGGUAAUUUUUUGGUACACUUUGAUUUCCCUUACCUCUGGCAAGUUUAUAAUCCCGAGACAAGGAAGGGAUCACGCCUUGUGGAUAUCCCUGCAUCAAGCUGGAAGGGUAUGAACCCUGGUACCCCAAUUGCAUCUUCUCACAUAUAUGACAUGGAACCGUAUGUUGAAAGUCUUGAAUUGUUAGACACCGGGACUACUUGUGAUCAGAGAAACCAGCAGCAGCCAUCUUUUGUUCAAGGAAAAAAGAGAAGCAGCAGAACAACACUUCGAAAACUAAUUGAUUUUUUCACACCUUGUUCUACACCGCAUGCAAAUUAA